ACUGAGCAGCACUGCCUGCACCAGGCGCUUUAUAAAGAGCUAAAAUUACCAAACUUUACGUUGUUUCCUGAGCUCUCACAAUUGGACGGUCGCAGCGAGCUUAGACAGUUAUAAGGGUUGAAGGACCUCCUACCACUUAGAGACUUGUUCAUGUCUUCUGAGCGCAGCUGUGGAGAGUGAGAUAGGCGCACAGACCCUUUGACGAGAGACAACUUAUUAUUAUUAUUUCACCCAACGAUGGCCUUAUCCGGAGUGAUGCUGCCGUCCUUUUCCACAUUCACAAACCAAAGAGAGAGAACCUGGGAAAACAGGUGGAAGGGAGAGAUGGACAAACUUGUCUCCAGCAGCUGCUCCAUGCUUGAAAUGGUACACAACUUGGACAAUCACAGCAAAAAGGACGACGAGGAUCUGAGUAAUUACUUGGAUCUGGAUUUUAUUCUCGCCAACACAACUGGCUCAGACAGCGCGGCGGACUUUGCUGGCACAGUUGACCCUAGCAUGUACACGACGGGACACUCGAUGCCAUCCUACCAAGCAGAGGACCACCGCUCCCCGCCGCCCCCGUACGGCGCCAGCCUCAUGACAGAGCUGCUCCGCUCAGAGGGACCCAACAACUAUGGCAUUACGCGCAACCCUUGCGUCCAGGGGAGAUUUUACGUCAACACGGUGCCUUUCCCCCGGCAGAACAUCAAAGUCGAGCCCCCCAUGGACGGUUACGGCCCCGUUAUGGGCAUGGUGCCCCAAAGCUGCAGCAAAAUCAAGCAAGAAGGGAACGUUUCGUGCAUGAUGUCCUUCGAGCAGCCCCGGGUUGCCAUCUCCCCGCGGGCAGCAAGCAACAUGACCCCGCCUCUCAGCCCCAAUGACCAGGGAGCUUCAGACUGCCAGGCACAGCUGUGCCAACCCAUGAACUUCUCCCAGAAGUAUCACACACCGGCGGCUUUCCCACACCACCCUCAGGCCCCGCAGAUGCAGAUGCCUUAUCAUGCUCAACACGCUGCCUUUGGCAUGUACGAUGAAGGUCUCAGCAUGCAGCCAGGCGCGCAGAGGGUGAUGCUCACACCGCCUUCUUCUCCCCUCGACCUGAUGGAAUCCAAACCCAAGAGAGGGCGACGCACCUGGCCGCGGAAGCGCACUGCCACGCACACCUGCACAUUCGCUGGCUGCGGGAAAACUUACACAAAGAGCUCCCACCUGAAGGCUCAUCUCAGAACUCAUACCGGUGAGAAGCCAUACCACUGCAGCUGGGAAGGCUGUGGAUGGAAAUUUGCCCGCUCAGAUGAGCUGACUCGUCAUUUCCGCAAACACACAGGUCACAGGCCCUUCCAGUGCCACCUGUGUGAACGCGCCUUCUCCAGGUCUGACCACCUCGCUCUCCACAUGAAGAGACACAUGUGAAGAAGCCCACAUAAGAACUUGGGGUCAAUGGGGGGGGGGAUUGUGUUAUUUUUAUUGUAAUUAACUGAUGUAUUUUUUAUUUAAAUUGUUGUACACCUGACCAAAGUCUUUUUUUAUAUAAUAUUGAAUUGAAAGUUUUAGUGUUAUUAUGUUCUAAUAACGUAGCUGGUACUACUUUGGUUGUAUGAAAGCUUUAGAAAAGCUUUGUUUGCUUUAGAGCAGGCAGACCAGGAAGGGGCUGGCCCUGUACAUACUACUCUUCUUUGACAGAACUGGAAUGCUGUGUUUGACACAAAAGUGCCUUUCUAUGACUGCUACUGUAAAACUCUUCACGACCAAACGACGUGGCCACAAAAACAGAACAUGUUCUUGUUGACAGGAGUGAGGUGCACAUACAGUUGUCUAACAUGUGCAAAGACAAUGUUUUAUUUAAACUGCCUCAAUGUCUGAAUGGCCUGAACUUUUCCUGUUUCCCACUCUUUGGAGUUGAUUUUGUCUCCUCGUUUGUGAAACUCUCAGAUCCAGCCCCCUCUGUUCACUAUCAGGGCUUGAUGUCCUGUGCAUUAUUUUUCACUUAAAUUUAUAUUAAAAAAAAUGUACAUGGAUUUUAUACUGUCAAAUGUAUUUAUUGUAAAUAUUAAAAACAAUG
Labrus bergylta (ballan wrasse) is the source of this 2044-nucleotide messenger RNA. RefSeq names its product Kruppel like factor 2b (gene klf2b). NCBI's taxonomy places the organism in Eukaryota, Metazoa, Chordata, Actinopteri, Labriformes, Labridae. The record is from RefSeq and is a predicted model, not a curated record. Gene Ontology annotation, molecular function: DNA-binding transcription factor activity, RNA polymerase II-specific; RNA polymerase II cis-regulatory region sequence-specific DNA binding. Gene Ontology annotation, biological process: regulation of transcription by RNA polymerase II.